Molecule: messenger RNA, 459 nt
Organism: Paramuricea clavata
Lineage: Eukaryota; Metazoa; Cnidaria; Anthozoa; Malacalcyonacea; Plexauridae
Source: the annotation of a GenBank genome assembly
AUGGAUCCCGUUUUAACGUUAAAAAGAUCUUCACAAAUCGACGUAAAUGCUUGUAUUACUUGCCAGACCAGUCUUAAAGAUGAACAUUUGAGAGCUGCUACUGAUUAUAGCAGAACGGUAGUUCGCGAUUCCAUGAAUUUGCGGAGCAGGUUUAGAGAUGUUGGGAACAGGGAAACAAUCAGUAGGCUGGAAGAAGUCAUUAAUAGUAUUGAUACUUCAAUCGUUUGGCAUGUCAAAUGCUAUUCCUUAUUUACAAACAAAGACAAAAUCCAGCGCCUGAAGAAAAAGUGCCACAAAGAUGAGGCGUCUGCAAGACCAACCUCAAGUCCGCAUAAAACGCGUGCGCAAACAGAACAAGUUGAUUGGGAUACAUGUGCUCUCUGUCAGGUUCAUACGAAUGAGCGCUUAUCAUCAGCUAUGACAUUUAAGACGAGGGAACAAAUUAUUGACAUUAUCUAA